UACCUACUAGUAUUUCUUUGUCACAAUACUUCACUAAAUGUUUGCUGUACACCCUGCGAGAUGAGUGGUUUGUGCGACCCUCAGGGUCAAAGGUUACUGGGUUCAGCACCAGCUGAUAGAGGACACAGGAGGGAUGGCACUGAGGGGAGUAAAGGUGGUGGAGCUGGCAGGCCUUGCCCCCGCACCGUUCUGCGGGCUGAUACUGUCCGACUUUGGCGCGAAGGUGACGCGCGUGGACAAGACCAGGGCGGCCGUGUCCAUGGACAUGCUGGCCCGAGGGAAGCGGUCCGUGGCCCUGAACCUGAAACAGCAGGAGGGCGUGGAUGUGCUGAGGAGGAUGUGUCAGAAGUCGGACGUCCUGAUAGAGCCGUUCAGAGCAGGAGUGAUGGAGAGACUAGGUCUGGGCCCUGACACCCUCAUGAAGGACAACCCUGGCCUCAUCUACGCGCGGAUGACCGGCUUCGGCCAGUCGGGGUCUUUCUCUCAGAUGGCUGGACAUGACAUCAACUACAUCGGCCUCUCAGGCAUGUUGUCCCUUCUGGGUAGGAAGCACGAGAACCCCAUGCCACCCACCAACCUGCUGGGAGACUUUGCCGGGGGAGGUCUGACUUGUGCCCUGGGGAUCGUCAUGGCUCUGCUGGAGAGGACCAAGUCUGGCAAGGGGCAGGUCAUUGAUGCCAACAUGGUUGAAGGUGCUAGCUACGUCGGCUCCUUUAUAUGGCACACCCGUUUCAUGUUCUCCCAUGGCCGUGGGGAGAACUUACUGGACACUGGGGCGCACUUCUACGAGACUUACAAAACAAAAGAUGGGAAGUACAUGGCUGUAGGUGCCUUGGAGCCACAGUUUUAUGCACAGCUGCUAGAAGGUCUAGGGCUUGCCAAUGAAGACCUCCCACCUCAGAUGGACCGUGACAGUUGGCCCUCCAUGAAGGAAAGAUUUGCAACAGUUUUCUCCAGUAAGACCCAGGCAGAGUGGUGUGAGGUGUUUGACGGGACAGACGCCUGCACCACGCCCAUUCUGACUAUGGAGGAGGCUCCGAAUCAUCCUCACAACAAGUCACGUGACUCUUACCUGACCAAUCAGGACGGAGGAGUGCAGCCCCGCCCCGCGCCUCUGUUGUCGAGAACCCCCGGUGUUGGCGGGGCGGGGCCCCAGCCGAAGGUUGGACAGCACACCAAGGAAGUGAUGGUGGAGACUGGCUUCAGUGAAGAGGAGAUUCACAAGCUUGUGGAGUGCGGAGCAGUUGAGCUUGGGGGGAUCAAAUCAGCUCUGUAAAAGACCUUGUACUGCUCUACACAAUAGUUUGAAAUUCAUUUGUAGUAGACUGUUGUACAAAAUGUUACUGUAAAUCUUGAAUUGUCUGCAGUGUGUUUAUGUUUGCUGUUUCUGCAAACGCAUUUCCGAUGCAUUACCUAAAACCUCCUUUUCCCUCUUACCACAAAAUUCAGUCCUAACAAAAAUAGGUAUAUUUAGGGUAUCAUAUAUUUGUAUCAGUAAGUUUAUUUUUUGAAGCUACACUGAGGAGUUAUCAUUAAAAAAUACAUAUACAGUCA
Molecule: messenger RNA, 1554 nt
Organism: Branchiostoma floridae (Florida lancelet)
Lineage: Eukaryota; Metazoa; Chordata; Leptocardii; Amphioxiformes; Branchiostomatidae
Product: alpha-methylacyl-CoA racemase-like
Exons: 6
Coding region: 134-1276 (380 amino acids)
Biological process (GO): bile acid metabolic process
Cellular component (GO): mitochondrion
Molecular function (GO): alpha-methylacyl-CoA racemase activity
Source: RefSeq, a predicted model, not a curated record